UCACAAAUAUGCUCGGACCCGAACCGGAACGUUCUUUAGAAUUUGGGCGCACAAAGCGAGCACAACCCAUUAUCCAGUUUUCAAUAUUCCAGCAAUUGACAAAAAAAUGCUAGGCAUAGUAAUGGCGGCAGUGUAUCCUAGCGCUAAUCUAUAUUCAAAGUCACAGUUACCAUUGACAUCAUUUUCUAUUAGAAAAGUAUCACCAAAGCAUCAUCUUCUUCCUUGUCAUUCACUAACAAUUCGUGUUCCCAUAAUUUUAUCUGCUUCUUAUCCUCAUCAGCCUUCUCCUUCAAGUACUCGGUUCAAAUUUAAUCCUUCAACGAAGCUCUUUGUUAGCGGACUGUCAUUUCGCACAACUGAAGAGAGUUUAAGAAGCGCCUUCAACAACUUUGGGGAGCUCGUGGAAGUUAAUUUGAUGAUGGACAAAAUUGCCAACAGACCAAGAGGAUUUGCUUUCAUUCGUUAUGCUACGGAGGAGGAAUCGCAAAAAGCAAUUGAGGGAAUGCAUGGCAAGUUUCUGGAUGGCAGGGUAAUUUUUGUAGAAGUCGCUAAGUCUAGAUCUGAACUUCGCCGAGACCAUAAUCACAAUAGCAGACAAUGAUGUAGAUAUGCAUCCGUAAUCAAGGCUCAUCUCCGAGAUGCAUGAGAACACCCUUGUGAAGGAGAAAAGCAGAAGAGAUUCAGGAGUGGACGCGCUUCAUUCAACCAUAAAUCAAUCAUCGUGCAUCUAUACUUUUAUCAGAAUAUGCAUCGGCAGUUUCUGGCUUUCUGCUCGCCCAACUUACUGUACAGAGGGAUGAAGAUUGCUUUCUUCCAUAUAGGAAAAAUUUAUCCAUACUCCAUUGGCUAAAUUGUGAUCAUUAUUGGUAAAUCAAAUGUGAUAUUUUAGGAAAAGUAAGUAAUUAUGAUAU
Capsicum annuum is the source of this 911-nucleotide messenger RNA. Its product is annotated as organelle RRM domain-containing protein 6, chloroplastic. Bases 107 to 601 code for a protein of 164 amino acids. Gene Ontology annotation, biological process: cytidine to uridine editing; chloroplast mRNA modification. The transcript has 4 exons. Gene Ontology annotation, cellular component: chloroplast. NCBI's taxonomy places the organism in Eukaryota, Viridiplantae, Streptophyta, Magnoliopsida, Solanales, Solanaceae. Gene Ontology annotation, molecular function: RNA binding. The record is from RefSeq and is a predicted model, not a curated record.